AUGAUCUUAACAAGAGCAUUCAGAAAUAACAGAAGUUUCAAGCCCACUCGCACCUUCAAAAGCUCAGCAGUACUUAAGACACCGAUACCCUCCCCAUUCACACACGCUCCAUCAGCCCCUAAUGCUAAAGGCAGGCUGCCCGGUGGUCGUGUUAUUGGUAAUGAAGCUGCUUUGCAGCACGCUCAAGGCAAACGCGAAGCCACGAGGGAUAUUUUCAACGAAUUUUCACUAGAGGGCAAAUGUACAGUUGUAUCUGGAGGAGCAGGCGGUCUCGGUUUAGAGAUUGCACAAUCGCUUUGUGAAGCUGGUGCAAACGUGCAUGUGUUCGACAUGGCAGCAUCCCCUAACACGACAUUUAAAGCUGUGCAAGACUACGUCAGCGCGCUCGGAAGUCGCUUAAUAUACCACCAAAUCGAUGUUUCUGAUCAGAAAGCUGUCUUCGCUCUCUGUGACAAAAUAGGCGAAGAGGAAGGCGGUAUCAAUGGAGCUGUAUGCGCUGCGGCAAUUCUAGAGACCUACGACUGCAGUGAUUAUCCCUCUGAAGCAUUCGAGAGAAUUAUGCGAAUCAAUGCUGGCGGUGUUCUCUACACAAGUCAAGGCGUAGCUAGGCAGAUGAAGAAGUACAAGCAAACAGGCUCGAUCGCUAUGAUAGCCAGUAUGAGUGGAUCUAUAACAAACCGCGAUCAACAUUGGGUUGGCUACAAUAGUGCUAAAAGUGCUGUUCUCCAGAUGGCUCGUUCAAUGGCUGCAGAGCUUGGUCCGGACGAUAUCAGAGUGAAUUGCAUCUCGCCUGGUCAUUUCUCAACCAAUAUGACGGAAGCUGUGUUUGCGCAGAAUCCUGGAUUGAAAGAGAAGUGGGAGAGUGGAUCACCCAUGCAGCGUCUUGGUAUACAUCAUGAGCUACGUGGUGCAGCUGUGUGGUUACUGUCCUCAGCCAGCAGCUUCGUUCAAGGAUCUGAUGUGAAAGUCAGCGGUGGAUAUGAGACUUGGUAG
Wallemia ichthyophaga EXF-994 is the source of this 993-nucleotide messenger RNA. RefSeq names its product D-arabinitol 2-dehydrogenase. Gene Ontology annotation, molecular function: oxidoreductase activity, acting on NAD(P)H, oxygen as acceptor. Gene Ontology annotation, cellular component: intracellular anatomical structure. Lineage: Eukaryota; Fungi; Basidiomycota; Wallemiomycetes; Wallemiales; Wallemiaceae. The record is from RefSeq and is a predicted model, not a curated record. Bases 1 to 993 code for a protein of 330 amino acids. The transcript is spliced from 3 exons.